GGGACGACCCACUCCAGACGCCGCCCGAGCCUCGUCCUUGCUCAGCUGCAAGGAAGGAAGAAGCAAGCAAGGAAGGAAGGAAGGAAGGAAGGAGGCAGGGCAUCAACCCAUGUGAAGGAUGGAGUCCUACUUCAACCCUGUGGAGCGGGAGUAUGACAACGGGAUCCACCUGAAGCUUGCAAACGACGAAGGCUCGAAGGCCAAGAACAUGCCAAACGCAAAGGCUGGGUCCUAUGGGGUCAGCAUCCGUGUCCAAGGGAUAGAUGGCCAUCCAUACAUUGUGCUCAACAAUACGGAAGGGUGCCUCUCUGAAAACCACGCCGGGCCAGAAAAUGGCCAGGAAGCAGCCCCGCAGAGACCUCUGGCGGACUCUGGUUGUGGUCCGGAGCCUGAGCAGAAGACUGUGGGGAACCGGCUCUUUUGUGGGAAUGCCCCGACGGGGAUCUUUAAAAGCACGCUGAAGCGGACCAGCCUGGACGAGGGAGAAAACAGUCACUUGCAUUCCAAGUCGGGGCUCCUCAAGUCUUCCAGCCUUUUGAAUUUCCAAAGGCACCCAGAGCUCCUCCAGCCUUACGAUCCUGAAAAAAAUAUCCUGAAUCUGGAAGGUUUUCAGUUGUCUGUAUCCAGAAGGGCUGGAUCUCCAGCGGAGGAGGAGAAUCCAGAUGCGAAUCCUUGCCGGUUGCCACUGCAGUUUGCAGAACUGGCCAAACUGAAGCCCAAAACGGUGGACUUGACCAAGCCGGCCCCAGGGGAGGAAGACUGGAGCCAGCACGAAGUGGUGGACGGUCUCAAUGGGGCGCAGGAAUCAUUUUCGCCUGAUAGUGGAUCUCCCUCCGCUGUGAGCCCACCCACCUUCCCGGAAGCCAAGAAAUGUCGCCCUGACCUCCUCCCCUUCCGCAGGCAAGAUUCCGCAGGAUCUGUCCUGAAUGGUACACGGCGCUCCUCUUCUUCCUCGGCCACCCCGACGUCGGCUGCUUCCUUGUAUAAGUUCUUCCUCGAUGACCAGGAAUAUGCCAUCUACGCCGACAAUGUCAACCGGCACGAAAACAGAAGGUACAUCCCCUUUUUGCCCGGGACCGGCCGUGAUAUUGACACGGGUUCAAUUCCCGCGGUCAAUCAGCUGAUUGAAAAGUUCGACCGGAAAGUUGGUCCGCACAGAAGAGGCCGCCUGGGAAUGCGGAAUCGGAUCCACCCGGACGACCGCAAGCGGUCAAGGAGUGUCGACAGUGCCUUAUCCGGUGGCCUUCAGCUGAAUUCUGAUGCUUCGGAGGGAUUGGAUCCAUCCACCGAAAUGGCUGUGCAACCUGCCCAAGUGUGCCUUCCGCCAGGGCAGAAGGCAGCCCCUCCCGCGCAACAGGCUGCCCCUCGCUCAGCGGGAAAGCUCCAAGCGGCAGCAGCAGCAACCACCACCAUCGCGAGGGACUUCCCCAGCAGCCAUUUUAAUUCCUUGCAGUAUCGUAAGGACGUUAAAAAAAGACCUGAGGAGAGUUUGUUUUUUAAGUCAUCCACACUUCCAGUCCAGAAGAAGAAAAGUGAAAACAAACUGGUGACGUCCACACUCUUGAUCCCAAACCGUAUUGCAACGCAGAGGAUUUCUGUGAAAACGUUCACUCCCGCUUCAAAUGCUCAGGUGACACCAGACUUGCUGAAAGGCCAACAGGAACUGGCUCAGCAAACCAACGAGGAAACCGCCAAGCAGAUUCUCUACAACUAUCUCAAGGAGGGGAGCGGCGAAAAUGACGAUGCCACCAAGAGGAAGGUCAACUUGGUCUUUGAGAAGAUCCAGACUCUGAAGUCCAGAGCAGCUGGCAACACCCAGACUUCUGAUCCUUCGGCUGAAGUCAAGGCCUUGGUGGAACGGAAGGAAGAGCUGGAGAAAGAAGUGUCUGCGCUGCAGAGGAAGCUGGACCUGGAAGUCAGGAAUCAGCAAAACCUCUGCGAUGAGCGAGAUGCAGCAAAAGCAGAAUUGCAAGAGUUUCAUCAGCAGCUGGAGGAAAUCCUGGAGGAAAGGGACACCUUCCAAAGGCGGCUGGAGGAAAGCGAGAAGGACCUCAGGCAGAACCUGGAGGAGCUUUUCCAAGUAAAAAUGGAGAGGGAGCAGCACCAGACGGAAAUCCGGGACUUGCAGGACCAACUUUCUGAAAUGCACGAUGAGCUUGAUUGCGCAAAGCAUGCGGAAGACGGCGAGAGGGAGCUCCUGAUUGAGGAACUGAUGCAGCUGAAGCAGGACCUCCAGGCCAUGCUGGUGGCCAAAGAGCAGCAGGAGGACGUUCUGAGGAAGCGAGAGCGUGAACUGACCGCCUUGAAAGGAGCCCUGAAGGAGGAAGUGUCCACUCACGACCGAGAGAUGGACCAACUCAAGGAACAGCAUGACCAGGAGCUCCAGAAACUGAGGAAAGGCCUGGAGGAAGCCACAGAGAAAGUGGAUGCCCUGCUGAAGGAAAAGGCUACGGCUGAAAAAAGCAUGGAAGACCGUGUGACGGAGGUCACCGAGGAGAACCAGCAACUGAAGGAGAUCCUCACAGAGUUGGAGAAACACGAGAAAGAACUCCACAAAGAGCUUGGCCAUUUGAGAGGAGAAAGAAGCCAAAUGGAGGAGAGGAUGGACACUUACGAGAAAAAGCAUCAGGAAUUGGAAGCGGCCUUGGUGCAGUCGGAGGAGAAGGUCCAGGUUCUUGAAUCAGCGAAGACCUCUUUGGAAGCCCAGCUCGCAGAAGAGCAGAAGAGCGUCCGGCAGCUGAGCCAGGAGCAGCAACAGUUAAUGGGCCGGUUGAAAGACGAAGCGAACCAGAAGGAUCAGUUAAAGAGGAUGAAGAGCGAACUGGAGAACGAGCGGUGGCAACUGGACAAGACCAUUGAGAAGCUGCACAAGGAGAUGGCAGAAAUUAUCGAGGUUUCGCGGGCGUCAAGUCUGGAGCUCCAGAACCAGCUCGAUGACUACAAAGAGAAAAAUCGACGGGAACUGGCAGAGACGCAGAGGCAGCUGAAAGACAAGAACCUGGAGCUGGAAAAGGCACAUCUGGCCACUCUCAAACUGCAAGAGGAGGUGCGUUUUAUGGAGGAGGAAUUGCGGGAUCACCAGAGAGCCCAAGAUGAGGCCAUUACCAAAACCCAGCUCCUGGAACAGACCGUCAAAGCCCUGGAAUACGAACUGGAAGCCAAAAACCACCUGAAAGAAGACAGGGCCAGGCAAGCCAAGAUGAUGGAGGACAAAAUCUCACAACUGGAACUUGAGCUUGAAGAGGAACGAAAUAAUUCGGAUGUCUUGUCUGAAAAGAUCAGCCGGUGCCGAGAGCAGAUUGAGCAGAUGAGGAGUGAACUACUUCAGGAAAGGACUUCACGGCAAGACCUUGAGUGUGACAAGAUUUCUCUAGACAGACAGAACAAAGACUUGAAAAGUCGGAUUCUGCACCUGGAGGGCUCUUACAGGUCCAGCAAAGAAGGGCUUCUUGUCCAGAUGGAGACCAGGAUUGUGGAGCUGGAGGAGCGACUGGAGAAUGAAGAGAGAGAUCGUGCAAACCUCCAGCUCAGCAACCGUCGGCUUGAAAGGAAAGUCAAAGAGCUCAUGAUGCAGGUGGACGACGAGCAUCUCUCCCUGACGGACCAGAAGGACCAGGUAGAGGGGGAAUACCUCGCUUUCCUUGCUUGGCAUUCAUAGGCUUCUCAUCCCCUCAGAUACAACUCUUAGGAUAGUUUGACAAU
Anolis sagrei ordinatus is the source of this 3702-nucleotide messenger RNA. NCBI's taxonomy places the organism in Eukaryota, Metazoa, Chordata, Lepidosauria, Squamata, Anolidae. The record is from RefSeq and is a predicted model, not a curated record.